This is a messenger RNA of Manihot esculenta (cassava), 1347 nucleotides long. RefSeq lists its product as uncharacterized. The coding region runs from base 276 to 1109 and encodes 277 amino acids. The transcript is spliced from 5 exons. The record is from RefSeq and is a predicted model, not a curated record. NCBI's taxonomy places the organism in Eukaryota, Viridiplantae, Streptophyta, Magnoliopsida, Malpighiales, Euphorbiaceae.
GUUCCACAGAAUCACAAGCCAACCUUUCCUCCACUCACUGCCUAGUUGUCUCCCCAUCUUCACUAGAUUCACCCCCCAAUUUCUUUGUCUUCUUCUUCCUAAAAGCCUCAUUGUGUAGACAGGAAUCUUUAGCACACAGACAUCACAGAUAGAUCACUCUCUGCUGUCCAUUUGACCAAGAAGGUCACCCAUUAUCUCAGCUUCUUACACACAUUCCUACAGCCAAACCACCCUUCUAUAUAUGACUAAAGGGUCUCAAAAUAUCAAAGCAUAAUAUGCAGCAGAUUCUUCAUUGGCUCUUUAAGCUACCACAAGAACAAGCAAGGGAGUCUAAUAAGCACAAUACAAUUGAUCAAGAAACUGAAGGAAGAGAUAUAAUUCUGUUUAAGUACAGUGGGAGUCAUCAAAGAUCAGCAAGAGGCAAAGAAAAUAAAUUUAGUAGAAGGGGUUUUAGACAAUUUGUAAUUUUAUGCAGAAAGGAUGUUGCAUCUGCUUGCUUCUAUAGCACAAUCAAUUUGAAAAGACUUGAUAGCUUCAAUAGAAGGAAGCAGCAGCAGCAUUGGGUGUACUCUAUGAAGAUGAAGAAAGAAGAAGAAAUUGCUAAAGAACAAAGCAUGAAUAAUAAAAUGGAUUCAGCUACUCAUGCAGGCAAUAAAGUUCUGCCUAUAACUGAUACAACAUCAUUGUCUUCCUUAUCAGCUAACUCAAAUAUUGGCCAACGUGGCUCAUUGGAGAAGAAAAAUACCCUUAAAGGGGAUAAAACCAAAGCCAUGUCUAGAAUGAAGGAGCUACUCAGAUGGGCUUCUGCUGCAAAAUCUGAGAAGAAAGGGAACUUCAUAGGAAGAAAGGUUCUACACUUUAGAAAUAAAGCAACACUUAAAGCAGUGCCAGAUGAUGAUCAACUGAGCAAUGAAUCACCAAAGAUCAGUUUCAGAUGGGAUGUUGAAAGCUGCUCCACCACUUCUUCUGUAUAUUCAGCCAUUUCAAUGGGUUCUUGUUCCAAGACUGAUCUGGCCAUGAACAUGCUUUCACUCAAUUCUACUCCUCUCCAUGAUAGGAAAGGAAACUGGAUCACUACAGAUUCCGAAUUUGUGGUGCUAGAGCUAUGAAGGGAAACAAGAAGCCUGUAGAUGAUUCUCCAUGGAUGAAUCAAGUGAAUGCUUGAAGAAAUGUAUUAUGUGCUAGGAUCAUUUUUUUUUUGUUUUGUUUUUUUUGCUGGGAGGGUUAAUUUUGAGAUAAUUAAGUAGAUGAUUUAGUUGUAACAUCAGCUGUAAGGAUCUGAAAAUGGAAGCAGAUUAAUGAAGAUGGCCUACCUGCAUAGUAAUCUGACCAACUUUUUUUAAUUUG